AUGCACGCUGUUCCGAUUCGGUCGUUCAUGGCCGAUGAAGAGCACUCGCGAUCUGCGUCCUCAUAUGAUGGCGACGACGAUUUCGUAGAGGCUGAGGACAACGGAGAGGACUUUGAAGGAACAUUAGACGAAGAGGAGAUGCUUGGUGGUGUCGACUAUGCUAGCGAACUUAGAGAAUUGGAGGAUGAAGGAUCCAUGGAUAUCGAGGAACUGCGAAGGCGUUAUGGGUAUUCGUUAUCUGGUGAGGACAGUGCAGAAGCUGAGUGUGAUAGUUGUUCUGACGUCGGUGUGGUAGAAGAUGUUGGCGAAUGUGGAACAGUGGAUGUGGAAGCAAGUGAAACUACUGAGUUCUUCCAACUUCCAUACGAUGAGCUCGAUGAGGGCGAAGAAUCAGAUGACAGAGAUUACGCUCCCCCUGAUCCGUGGAAGAAGGAUGUACGUGUCGAUCCUGGGCGCUACCAAGCCGCUGUUCCUGAAUCUAUGAACGAUGAAACAUCGUUAGCGUCCAGUGAUACUGACAACGAUUUGCCGACAUUGCCGAAUCCAGCACCAGGCGGUGCUCUGUGGGCACCCUCUUGUAUCUUAACAGAGGCAGAUAUUGAUCGAUACCUUGUGGAUAUAGUGAAUUUACGAGCAGCUCAUGGUCAGACGUUUUCGGAUCGUUAUUUGACGACCAGAGACGACGAAGAUGCAUUGUGUGCGUUGUAUAGGAAUCGUUACGACAUAGAGAAAGCGAAGGCAUCGUUUCCCUUUGCACGAGUAAAUCAACCAUUCCGUACAGUUCGUGAAGGUGCCUUGGAGUGGGAUCUCGGCGAGCGUGAUCUCUUUGAGAGAGGUAUUGCAAUGCACGGGAAAAAUUUCUCCGUUAUACAGAAGAGAUUGCUGCCAUAUAGGCGCGUGGGCGAGCUUGUAGAGUACUACUACUUCUGGAAGAAGACCGACAGAUAUCAACUGUUUCGAAGACGAGGAACCUAUCAAGAAGGCGACAUUAACUCUGAACCGCAAGUGAUGUCUUCAUAUCUCCAUCCUUACGACGGAGCCCUUCCAGAAGUUGGAGGAGUUCGAACAGAAGGCGAUGGUGUUUUGCCUGAUAUGGGCAACAGUGGUUCAAGCACAGAAAGCCUUGACGAGGGCAAUCUCACUGCUACUGCGUCUUCGCAACCAACAGCCGUCUCCGACAACACCGAUAUGACCCCAAUAGAAGCUGGGACGGGCGCUCCUGACUUAAAAGCAGCAGAACACGGCGACAUCUGGUGGAGUGAUGACGUGCCUGUGGCACAAGUAUGA
Molecule: messenger RNA, 1287 nt
Organism: Necator americanus (New World hookworm)
Lineage: Eukaryota; Metazoa; Nematoda; Chromadorea; Rhabditida; Ancylostomatidae
Exons: 10
Coding region: 1-1287 (428 amino acids)
Biological process (GO): negative regulation of transcription by RNA polymerase II
Cellular component (GO): nucleoplasm
Molecular function (GO): histone deacetylase binding; transcription corepressor activity
Source: RefSeq, a predicted model, not a curated record